GAGGAGGAUCGCCAAGGCGAAGUCGGUCCUGCGGGCGGCUUCGCCCGGUUACCAGAAGUACGUGGAGGACAAAGAGCGCCAGGAGCGGGACCGCGCCGUGCAGGAGCAAGGGAAACUGCUGGCGGAGGCGCUCGCGGGCAAGUUCGAGGAGGCCGUCAAGGCCGCAAUCCCCGCCCCGGUCUUCCAGCAGGCGCCGCCGGGCCAACCUUCGGCGGCAGCUGGCGGUGCCGGUGGCAGAGAUGGCUCCGUCACGCCAGUUGCGUUUCUGUCUAUGGACAAGUUGGGCUGGCUGGAGGCAGAGCUCCAGCACAAGAUCAAGCUCAAGAGCGGCGAGGAGGAAAAGUUCGUCGCAGCCAUCCUCGCCAAGAUGGGCGACAAGACGGUGGUGCAGGCCACCGCGAACAUCUUCAAGCGCCACUUCCCGACCAUCCAGGUGCCGCGCUCCAAGGACGCGCGCGCGCGGCUGCUGUUCUCGCAGUCAGGAGGCGUUGCCUUCUCUGUCAGAUUUGUCGUCGUCGUCGUGUGCUGCGUGGCCGCCGCUGGUUUCAUACUCGGCAUCUCGUGCACGGAUUCGGAGAAUCCGUUGCUGUACCAGUUGACGGCGUACGUCAAAGCACACACGGUGCAUUGGCGCGAGGCUCGCCUGCUGGAGGAGAUCGGAAAAAGCGUAGGUUUCCCCAUUACGCUCACAAGCGCUGCUGAGUUUAACUUCGCCACUGCAUCCACUUUCGGCGCAUUGGCGACGUGGGUUCGCAUGCGGCGGCGCCCGAAUCUCCAAUUGCAGGUCUAA
Messenger RNA from Prorocentrum cordatum, 790 nucleotides. Lineage: Eukaryota; Dinophyceae; Prorocentrales; Prorocentraceae. The record is from the annotation of a GenBank genome assembly.